Messenger RNA from Trematosphaeria pertusa, 1550 nucleotides. Its product is annotated as platelet-activating factor acetylhydrolase precursor. The transcript has a single exon. Lineage: Eukaryota; Fungi; Ascomycota; Dothideomycetes; Pleosporales; Trematosphaeriaceae. The record is from RefSeq and is a predicted model, not a curated record. Gene Ontology annotation, molecular function: 1-alkyl-2-acetylglycerophosphocholine esterase activity. The coding region runs from base 53 to 1432 and encodes 459 amino acids.
GAGGAGAGCCAGCAGAAGGGCGUGAGGUGGAUACCGAGCCCGCAGCGAGAAUAUGUGGGUGGAUAUGCCCGCUUCUUGGGCGCAGGUUCUGCUUUCUCGCAGAUAUUCUCGCAAGUUUAACUGCACAAUACAGAAAUUGGAAGCCCCGGCUGACUUGAUCUACAGUGUAGUCCCCCAAUUACUUUACUUCAUCACGAUACCCGUCCAUCACAACGCCGAUCUCCUCGAACCGCCCACACAGUCGAAACGAUGGCCCGUUAUGCUCUUCUCCCACGGCCUCGGAGGCUCCCGCAACUCGUACUCGCACAUCUGCGGCUCACUAGCAAGCCACGGCAUAGUGGUCGUGGCUCCGGACCACAGAGAUGGCAGCUCGCCGAUAUCCUUCGUUAAUACGCCAGACGAGACGGAGAAGGUCAAGCGCAUAGAGUACAAGAAACUACCACAUAAGGCGUCGACGGAAGUAUACGAGGGCAGAGAUGAACAGCUGAGGAUACGGCUGUGGGAGCUUGGACUGAUACAUGAUGCGCUGCUUAAGAUUGACGCACAGGUGCCAUUGAGGAAUGUGGCAGUGGAACAGAAGAAGAACGGGAAGGAUAUGCUGGCAAUGUUCUCGAGCAAGUUGAACCUGUAUGAGCCGGGUUCGAUCGCCUUCGCAGGACACUCGUUCGGCGCGGCGACCAUGGUGCAGCUCGUGAAGUCGGUCUAUUAUAGGCCGAGGUCAGAGCAUCCAAGCUUCAAGCCGCUCUUCACGCCUUCAGACGAUUCAGCCAUCGCGCGCCAGGUCACGCCUGCGUCGCCAGUGAUAUUGCUGGAUUUGUGGACGUUACCUAUCCAAAGCCCCGCAACGGCGUGGUUGAAGUCAAAGCCGAUGCCAUGUUAUCAAUCCCCUGCGGGUGGAUCAAAUCUCCUGGCUAUUCUUAGCGAGGCUUUCUACAACUGGUCCUCUAACCUCAACGACACGAAGCGCGUCCUCUCGAAAUCCUCUGGGCCGAACGCUGCUUAUCCGGAUCAACCAGGUCCCCACGUCUUCUACCCCAUCGCCUCCGCACACCUUUCUCAGUCCGAUUUUGGCGUGCUCUUCCCCUGGGUAACAACUAAGAUCUUUGGCGCAAAGGAGCCAGAGCGCGUGCUCAGGCUCAAUACGCGGGCUGUUCUGCAGGUGCUGAGGAAUAGCGGGCAGGAGGUUGCGAAUACGAGCAUGGAAGACAUGGAACUAGGGGACGUGGAGGGAUUAGAGAAAGGUCUGCCACAGGAUGAGAAGAUAUUGAAUCAGGUGGAGGACACUGUGCGGGGAUGGAUCAGCUUGAGUACAGAGAGGGUGAAUGGGGAGAUGACGACUAGGAAGGGACCAAGUGAUGCGAUGGUGGAAGGGGAGGUUCUGGGAGAGGUGGUGUCGAACGAAGAAAGGGAGACGGAGAGGUCGAACAUAUAACACAUAUAAUAGCUGCAAUGUGCGUUGUGGGAUUCGUCAUCCCUUUUACUGGGCUCAGGAAACUUCUGUUGGCAAUAUGUUGGGGCACCGCGAUCUGCGUACCUCCGUAUAGACGCAG